AUGGUUCUCCGCGUGUCCAGCACUCCCGACGAGGUCGGAGCCGCCGUUGGCCAGCUCAUAUUUGACUUGAGCAAGCAGGCCAUUGCCACGCACGGUCGCUUCACAGUGGCUCUCUCAGGUGGUUCGCUGCCCAAGAUCCUGAACAAGGGCCUCCAGGCCAUCAAGGGCGACGUGGACUUCUCCAAGUGGUUCGUCUACUUUGCCGACGAGCGCUGUGUGCCGCUGGACCACGACGAUAGCAACUACAAGGCCUGCAAAGCGGCACUCUUCGACUUUAUUCCCGUGCCGGCAAGCCAGAUCUACACCAUCGAUGCCUCCCUAACGCCAGAGACCAUGGCAGUAGACUACACCAAGAAGCUGGCCGAAGUCUGGGGCAGCGACGUGCUCCCCAGCUUUGACCUAAUUCUGCUGGGCAUGGGCCCGGACGGCCACACGUGCUCGCUCUUCCCGGGCCACCCGCUCCUGGAGGAGAAGACGCUGUUCGUGGCGUCCAUUGAGGACUCGCCCAAGCCGCCUCCGCAGCGUAUCACACUCACGUAUCCAGUCGUCAACAACGCCGCCAACGUUGCAUUCGUUGCCACUGGCGCUGGCAAGGCCGAGCUGAUCCCCCACAUGAUCGGGGUCGAGAAGCGCACGCCACCGCUUCCUGCUGCCAACGUCAAGCCCACGGACGGCGUCGUCUACUGGUUCAUCGACGAAGACGCCGCCGCCAAGCUCUCGGACGACGCCAGAAUGUAG
Molecule: messenger RNA, 738 nt
Organism: Phytophthora nicotianae INRA-310
Lineage: Eukaryota; Oomycota; Peronosporomycetes; Peronosporales; Peronosporaceae
Product: 6-phosphogluconolactonase
Exons: 5
Coding region: 1-738 (245 amino acids)
Biological process (GO): carbohydrate metabolic process; pentose-phosphate shunt
Molecular function (GO): 6-phosphogluconolactonase activity
Source: RefSeq, a predicted model, not a curated record